AUGUUGUUGCUCGAUUAUCAGAACGUGCUCAUUGAGUCACUACUCAAGGACCGCUUCGCCGCAGACGCGACUCCCACCUCAAUCGACCAGCUCAUCUCCGACUUCGACAAUGUCACCUUCCACAUCUCAACACCCACCAGCAAGACCCAAAUCCUCAUCUCCAUCGCGAUAAAAUGCUGGCCCGAGCUUGUCAAAUAUGGCGCCGAAGCCGUCCUGCAACGCGAAUACGGUCCGUACAUCGUGGAGCCGGAGCAAGGAUAUGAUUUCAGCGUGCAGGUCGACCUGGAGAACCUGCCAGCCGAGCAGGAAGAGAAGGACCAAUUGGUCUCGCGAAUCAGCCUAUUGAAGCGCCACGCCAUGGCCGCGCCAUUCGAGCAAGCAUUCGACGAGUACGCCGUGCUGCACGAGCAGGCUAGCCACUACACGAGCGAGAGCGCGCCGCAGGGCGUCCGCGAGGGAGGAGAGGUCCGCGCGAUCCACUACCGCGAUCCAGAGACGAUCUACAUCAAGGCCUCGCACGAUCGGGUCACGGUGAUUUUCAGCACGGUGUUCUCCGACGAGACGGAUCGUGUGUUCGGAAAGGUCUUUCUGCAGGAGUUUGCCGAUGCGCGGAGACGGGCGAUUCAGAAUGCUCCGCAGGUUCUGUUCCGGAAUGACCCGCCGUUGGAGUUACAGGGUGUCCCAGGUCUGAAGAGCGGCAAGGGCGAGAUGUCAUACAUCACAUUCGUCCUUUUCCCGCGUCAUCUCACCCCACAGCGACGAUACGAGGUCAUUUCUCACAUUCAGACCUUCCGUGAUUAUUUCCACUACCACAUCAAGGCCAGCAAGGCUUAUAUUCACAGCCGUAUGCGCCGAAGGACGGCAGACUUCUUGCAGGUGUUGCGGCGUGCUCGUCCGGAAGCAGAGGAGAAGGAACGAAAAACGGCCAGUGGAAGAACCUUCAAGGUUCAAGGAUGA
Messenger RNA from Dissoconium aciculare CBS 342.82, 957 nucleotides. Its product is annotated as P34-Arc-domain-containing protein. The record is from RefSeq and is a predicted model, not a curated record. Lineage: Eukaryota; Fungi; Ascomycota; Dothideomycetes; Mycosphaerellales; Dissoconiaceae. Gene Ontology annotation, biological process: actin filament polymerization; Arp2/3 complex-mediated actin nucleation. Gene Ontology annotation, cellular component: Arp2/3 protein complex; actin cytoskeleton. The coding region runs from base 1 to 957 and encodes 318 amino acids. Gene Ontology annotation, molecular function: structural constituent of cytoskeleton; actin filament binding. The transcript is spliced from 3 exons.